AUGCUGCAGCAGGUGGGCCCCCCCCACCCAGACCCUGAAAGGGCCCCCGCUCUACCCCUGCAGCACGAGGAGGGAGAGGCAGCUGCAACGCAGCAGCAGGUGGGGGGCCCCCCUCAUUUUUCUUUGCAGGAGCAGCAGGAGGCCCCUCUGUCUGCUGCUGAUAAGCCUCUGGGUGUAUAUCCUACCGACAGGUCUAACGACAGCACGGGCUUCUCUCCUGCUGCAGCAGCAGGGCUGAUAAGCCUCUGGGUGUAUAUCCUACCGACAGGUCUAACGACAGCACGGGUUUCUCUCCUGCUGCAGCAGCAGGAGCAGCAGCAGCAGCAGCAGCAGCAGCAGCAGCUGAGGAAGAAGCUGCGACGCAGCAUGCAGGUGCAGCAAUGA
Molecule: messenger RNA, 384 nt
Organism: Eimeria mitis
Lineage: Eukaryota; Apicomplexa; Conoidasida; Eucoccidiorida; Eimeriidae
Exons: 2
Coding region: 1-384 (127 amino acids)
Source: RefSeq, a predicted model, not a curated record